AUGGUUGAAGCACAACUAUGGGAGGCUAAAACGAUAACAGGACUCAGUCCACUGGUUGGUUUUAUUGACUACAUUGUGCAUCCUUUGUGGGAAACUUGGGCAGACCUUGUGCAUCCUGAUGCCCAAGAGAUUCUGGACACAUUAGAGGACAACAGGGAGUGGUACCAAAACAUGAUUGCACAAACCCCUUCUCCUCCACCAGAGGACAAUGAAAAAGAAGGUAACAGUGGUGGUGAGAAGUUUCAGUUUGAACUUACACUGGAGGAGGAGAGAGAGUCAGAUUCUGACCAGGAGGAGACUGAGAGCCCUGUGGAGGAAGAUAACAGUUGCAGUGAUUCAAGGACCGCUGCAACAGAUGACUCUGAAUCGGCAGAGCUUCAAGGCAGCUAUGAAGGAACCGAAGCAUCAUCUCCAACAGACUUGUGCAAAAAUGCAGCAGAUAGGUCCUUAACAGACUCCUCAGCCAAGGGUUACCUUAGUCAAACCCAAAUCAUUUUAACAAGCCAGAAGGAAUCCCCACACAUAGACAAUAGGAAGACCAAUGAAAGAACUCUUUCACAAGAUGAAUCGGGCACUUCAGUGUUACAGACAGUCAAGAAGACAAGCAGUACAAGGGAGACAGAGUAUUGCAUAGAUCAGGAGGGGAACAUCACUUUCCUCUCACUGGACACAUAAUGAUUGCCUAGGAUACCCUUUGCAAUGGUAAUAGGUAGUGAACAUUGCAGUGUAUUUGGUUGUUGUUGGAAAGGCAGCUGAAAUAAUUUUUGGGCGGGGUUAAUAUACUAUUAAUUUCUCAGUAAUAAUGAUACAUGAAAGAGUAAUGGUGCAGCACAGAUCAGACUUCCCCCAUACCAGCUCUCUCAAAGUAUGUAACAGAGAUGGCCCACAUAUGGAACAGGAAUUUCUAUGAAAAGAAGUACUUUUUUUUGGAAAAGCUGUUCUUUGUAGACCAAAACCACACUGCAGUAAACGUUUCAGAAUAUACAUUUUAAUAUUUGGGAUUAGAUGAUUGAAUUGUGAGUGGCAGGAAUGAGCAACAACCCUGGAGCUCCAUUCAGAAGGUCACAGUAGGACUGGGCAGGACAUUGCGAGUGGAAUAGUGGCCAGAGAAGUGGCAAUUCUUGAUGUCUUCCUUUGGGUAAGAUCCAUCCUGCCCCAAAACAGGGUCUUAUGACUUUUUGUGACAGAAAGUACUUACAGCAAUGGAUCCCUAAAACAUAACUGAUUUUUUUUCCAGUUCAUCAUUGUUUCACAAGGAUUUUGCUUUAUUUUACCUCACUCACUGUUUUAACUAGAAUUACAGAAAUGUUCACUACACUGAACUUGCAACUGCCAAAUAUUUAUAGUACCUGAAUAGACAACUACACGUGCAAACACCUCAGGGCAUAAAUGAAUACCAUACUUAUUGGCAAAGUUUGCAGACACUGAUGUGACUGGGUAUCCCUGCUUAUCACAGCUGACUUGGAGAACUGGACUUUGUAGUUUUCUUUUCUUUAAACUAGAGUAACAUCUUUAUCCAUACCUUCAUACUACUGGUCACAAGAAAAGCAAAGCACUGUGGUUUCUUGCAAGACUUCCUUGUUAAAUAUUAAAUCUCUUGGCACCUGUAGAUGAAUUACUGUAAUCACACUUAACAUGUUUUAUUCAUUUGCAUAUUUGUUUAUUACAGGCCUUCAAGUCAUUUGUAUUUUGAAUCGGUGAACCUGCAUUUCUGUUUGUGUUAUCCUGGAGGACAUAAGCCAGACUUUUGUCAGUUUUAAGCAAUACCUUUCCAUUCUGACCCAGGUCUUGCACCUACACCUUCUGUAAUUAAUACCACAUGAAUCCAUAUAUUUAUGGGGAACCUGAGAUGUAGCCUUACUAUUUGCAGAGUGUAUCUGCUUGCCCUUAAUGAGAAGAUACAGUACAUACCAGAGUGGGUAGUAGCCAGAAGGUGUAUAAUUUCUAGGCUAAGGGCAGUAUCUGUGGCAGAACAAAUGACCAUAGACUAGAUGAAAGAGAAAGUGUCACUCCCAUUUUCUAAGCUUUGACCUGUGCAGUACAAGGGUCAGCACCACAUUUGAGGACUUUGGUAAUCUUUUGAAGAUACACUGGCAUCAGUAAAGCAAGGGAAGGACUUUGAGAUUAUUGUAACAAACACCCUCACAUCUUAAAGCAGCAUACCAGGACAACACUUUAUGCACCACCUUACAAAGACCAUCCUCUUAAUAUGGUAGUGGUAUAAGAGAUGUGUCAGUCUAUCAGCUCAGUAGUACCGUGC
Protopterus annectens (West African lungfish) is the source of this 2260-nucleotide messenger RNA. Its product is annotated as cAMP-specific 3',5'-cyclic phosphodiesterase 4B-like. Gene Ontology annotation, biological process: signal transduction. Lineage: Eukaryota; Metazoa; Chordata; Ceratodontiformes; Protopteridae. Bases 1 to 675 code for a protein of 224 amino acids. The transcript has 2 exons. Gene Ontology annotation, cellular component: cytosol; nucleus; perinuclear region of cytoplasm. Gene Ontology annotation, molecular function: 3',5'-cyclic-AMP phosphodiesterase activity. The record is from RefSeq and is a predicted model, not a curated record.